Molecule: messenger RNA, 471 nt
Organism: Cyclocybe aegerita
Lineage: Eukaryota; Fungi; Basidiomycota; Agaricomycetes; Agaricales; Hemipholiotaceae
Source: the annotation of a GenBank genome assembly
AUGAGCGACGACUGGGACACCAAGCUUGUCAUCGGCUACAAACGCCAGGUCGCAAAGGUCGCAAAGAAGGACUCGGACAUCAAUGGUACGUCCUGCACCCUCCAUUCUGCCUCCGCGAGACGGUCUGGGGCCGUCGUUGCUACAGACAAAAAGAUAACAGCAGGAGGAAACAAAGCCCAUCAAGGAACCGACCACCAACGGAUAGCGAAGCUUGACCGUGAAAACGAAGUCGCCCCGCCGGCGAAGAUCGCGCCAUCCGUUGGCCGCGCCAUGCAAACUGCUCGUCUUGAACUCAAGCUUUCUCAGAAGGACGUGGCUCAGAAGAUUAACGAGAAGCCGUCAGUCAUUCAGGACUACGAGUCCAGCAAGGCUAUCCCAAAUCCUCAGAUUCUUGGCAAGCUCGAACGUAUUCUCGGUGUCAAGCUUCGUGGGUCCGACAUUGGGAAAAGGCUUGAGACCAAGAAGACAUAA